UCGGUCGCUAGCUCCCAUUCCGCCGCUCACGACCACAGACACGCGGCGCCACCCCACCUUUCCCCUCCCCUCCAGCCAUUCCCCAACGCGACGACCACACCCGCACCGGGUCAUAGCGCGCGGCACCUCGCAAGGUCGCAGCACCGCUCGGCGCUCGCACCAGCGCAAACCCCUCCCUUGUCAAAGUCCACUCCGCACGCGCCGGCGCGUUUCGGUGCGCCUGCUUGCUCUGCCCCGCUCCCCACGCAAGGCCAAGCCCCGCCGCCAACGCGCCGGAGCGGAGCGGAGGUGCCCGAGCCCAUCCCAUGGCGGCGCCGCAGCGCCCGCGCCCGCGCCCCCGGCCGCAGCUCGCGCGCACCAACGCGAUGAAACACUCCUACCCGGCCGAGGACGAAGGCCCCGCGGCCGAGCUCGGCUCCGAGUUCGCGUCGCAGACCAGCUUCCGCAUCCGCUGCGGCCGCGGCGCGGGCGCGGAGGUCGCCGACCUCUUCCGCAAGCUCGGCCUCUCGGGCCCCGAGGACUUCACCAUCCCCCCAGCCAUCUACGCCGCCGCCAUGGCGUACCUCCCCGAUCUCUCCCGCCGGCGCCGAGAGUCGCUGGAGGCGUCCCUGGGACGGGGUGCGGGCGCCGAGGGGUCCGCAUCACCGGAGCUUCCAGAUGUUUCUGGACGGGACGUCGUGGUCGCAGCGAGGCUGGAUACAGCCGAGCUGAGGGAGGAACCUGUGUUAGCUACCAAAGUAGUCAAAGCAGAGGUUGUUGAAGUUUCUGCACGAUCCUACGAAGGGGAUGGAGCUGAAUCGAGCAGCAGAGUUGUCGAAUUGGAGGUGGCUGAAGCUUCCAGACGAGAGGUUGCCACCGUGGUGAAGGCGGGGAAUGCAGACAAAGAGAAAACCAGGCUAUCGAGCAGCAGAGUCAAUGCGGUCAAGGUGGAUCCGCUGCGAGUGGAGAGGAGAAAACCUGUGGUUGUGGAGGCGAUAAGGGAGACAACCGGUGUCGUGGUUCAAGUUGUAGCAGAGUCCACUUCUUGUGACAUUGAGCAUUUGAUCUCACCGUCGCCACACAGGCGGUUUAAGAGAACCAUCACGUCUUGGCUCAAGGGAGGGCAUCUUGGGAGCGGAUCGUUUGGGUCUGUGUAUGAGGCGAUCAGCGAUGACGGUUUUUUCUUUGCUGUCAAGGAGGUAUCCUUACUUGACCAAGGACUGAAUGCAAAACAACGCAUUUGUCAGCUCGAGCAUGAGAUAUCCCUCUUGAGUCGCUUGGAGCACGAAAAUAUAGUUCGGUAUUUUGGAACAGAUAAGGAAGAUGGGAAGCUAUAUAUUUUUCUUGAACUUGUUACUCAAGGCUCUUUGGCAGCUUUAUAUCAAAAAUACCGUUUACAAGAUUCACAAGUCUCAGCAUACACAAGGCAAAUUCUGAAUGGUUUGAGCUAUCUACAUCAGCGCAAUGUGCUGCACAGAGAUAUCAAAUGUGCCAAUAUACUAGUUGAUGCAAAUGGAUUGGUUAAAUUGGCAGAUUUUGGACUUGCAAAGGAGAUGUCAAUUUUGAGUCAGGCAAGAUCUAGCAAGGGAACUGUGUACUGGAUGGCCCCUGAGGUUGCCAAGGCUAAGCCACAUGGACCUCCAGCAGAUAUAUGGAGUCUUGGCUGCACAGUUUUGGAGAUGCUGACUGGCAGAGUUCCGUACCCUGAUAUGGAAUGGACAUACGCCUUGCUUAAAAUUGGUAGGGGAAUUCCACCAGAAAUUCCCAAUACACUAUCAGAAGAUGCACACGAUUUCAUAAUGAGGUGCGUCCAAGCAAAUCCAGAUGACCGGCCAUCUGCUGCUCAGUUGUUGGAGCACCCUUUUGUACAGAGACCACUGCAACAUUAAGGCGCCUGAUUUGCUAACAAAUUUGCUUCUAAAUAAGCUGAUAUAAAAUACUUGCGGAAAGCUUUUGCUGAUACUGAGGACGACCCUUAGCCUGAAUACCGAGGAUGACCCCACAAUCCGAAGGGCAAAGGUGUUCCUUGCUCACUGUGCCAUGUUCACACUCAUGUGAGAUAUCUGAAAUUGCUUUUUUAAGUACAUCGAGACAUUUAGCUAGAGGUAACUCUGCAGGCUGCAGAGUGGGUCAAGCCAUGUUUGGUUUAAAAUGAGCAUUGAGGAUGGCUGAUAGGAUGCGAUUCUUGGAGCUUGUCCAGUUUUUACUCCAUGCCCCUAUGAACCUCAUCACCCUCAGGGUGGAAUUCUAUGACGCUCUGCCCAAAAUGGAUUGGCUAAAAUUAUGAAUGCCAGUUCGCCAGAAUUAUGAACUCAUAUGGCCUGUCAACACAUUAGUUAUGUGUUUGAAGAAAAACAAGGCAAAUGGUUUAAAAUGAGCAUUGAGGCAUCUAGCUGAAGCAUUACAGAUUCACCUUGAACAAGAGUGGCUCCAUUUUAUCUGGCGCCUCAAUUGCUUAUUAUUAGGGUGAUUUGGACCUCAAGUGGUAAAGUUAACAAGUUUAUGUGCAUUUUAAUAGUUUGGAGAGACAAGUUCAAGGACCUUUAUUGUAUUUUACUCUUUUAUGAUUGAAACCGAUUGCUUUGAUGACUGAUGGA
Messenger RNA from Phragmites australis (common reed), 2576 nucleotides. Its product is annotated as mitogen-activated protein kinase kinase kinase 1a-like. NCBI's taxonomy places the organism in Eukaryota, Viridiplantae, Streptophyta, Magnoliopsida, Poales, Poaceae. Gene Ontology annotation, biological process: protein phosphorylation. The transcript has 9 exons. Gene Ontology annotation, molecular function: protein kinase activity; ATP binding. The coding region runs from base 306 to 1868 and encodes 520 amino acids. The record is from RefSeq and is a predicted model, not a curated record.